AUGGCGAGCGGUUCGAUGCUGCCAAUCGUUCAACACAAUCCCGCUCUUCUUAUCGACCCUCUCGAAGCCUUCAAGUGUUUCUACAUGUCUCCUCAUCUUCGACACCUCUUCCUCCUCUUAUUGGAGAAGAAAAACUGGGGGGAGUUCCUCCUUGCGCAUAGACCUCUCUCUCGUUGCGAUGCUCUUGCCUGCAAGCAACACGGGUCCGAUUGCUCUGUCGGUGACCGCCACUUGGGUUGCCGGACUUGUAUUCGUAACAACACCCUUUGCUCCCAUGUCACCGACUGCCUCCUCAGCACUCUGCUGCAGGACGCCAUUCCGGUCGCUCAAGCCAACGAGUUGAUCUCAACCUUUCGCAGACAUUACCAGAGUUCUCUUGUCGCUCCGCCCUUUUCUCAUGGCGGGAUCGGUGGUCUGAUCGACAACUUACAUGAGCUUCAAGUCUACCUUCCUACCGUGCCAAAAGAACACCGUCCGUCCCCUAACCUCAUGGUUAAAUUACGCAAGAGUCUCUUCGACAUUGUCAUUUCCAGGGAUGUCAUGUCUCGUGAAGUCCAGAGCCUUGUCGCAAUGCUUCACGACAUCGCUACUAUUGUCAAGAUCUGCAACUUUACAGGCACCAUUACACCUGAGUCGGCAAUUGCGCACAUCACGACACUUUUCCUUCAACAUCCCGGAUUCAGCGAACCUUGGAUGGAAUCCCCGUAA
Messenger RNA from Coprinopsis cinerea okayama7#130, 708 nucleotides. RefSeq lists its product as hypothetical. The transcript has 3 exons. The coding region runs from base 1 to 708 and encodes 235 amino acids. NCBI's taxonomy places the organism in Eukaryota, Fungi, Basidiomycota, Agaricomycetes, Agaricales, Psathyrellaceae. The record is from RefSeq and is a predicted model, not a curated record.